CUCCAGAGCUUUCCAGCUCCAGUCUCUGACAUGGCACCUGGGAAGCCUGGGAAGAGCACAGGGGCCUCGGAGGACCCCUCAGUUACACUUUUCCGGGAGUACCUGAGGAUUGACACUGUCCACCCCGAACCUGACUACGAUGCAGCCAUCCAGUUUCUGGAGCGUGUUGGGACUGACCUGGGCUUGGCCUGCCAGAAAGUGGAGGUGUGCCAGGGACGUGUGGUGCUGAUCCUGACCUGGCAAGGCACGAACCCCCGCCUGCGCUCCGUCCUCCUCAACUCCCACACUGACGUCGUGCCCGUCUUCGAGGAGCACUGGACCUACCCACCCUUCGAGGCUGUCAAGGACUCGCAAGGCAACAUCUAUGCCCGGGGUACCCAGGACAUGAAGUGUGUCUCCAUCCAGUACCUCGAGGCCAUACGGAGGCUAAAGGCAGAAGGAAAGUGUUUUGCCCGAACCAUCCACCUCACGUUUGUGCCUGAUGAGGAGGUGGGCGGACACAAGGGCAUGGAGAUAUUUGUGCAGCGCCCCGAGUUCAGAGCGCUCAACGUGGGCUUUGCCCUGGAUGAGGGCCUGGCCAGCCCGUCUGACACCUUCAGUGUCUUCUACGGCGAGAAGAGCCCAUGGUGGAUAAAGGUGAAGUGUGUGGGUAGCCCGGGGCAUGGGUCCCGCUUCAUCAGCAACACGGCAGCCGAGAAGAUACACAAAGUCAUCACCUCCUUCCUGGCCUUCAGGGAGAGCGAGAAGCAGAGGCUCAAGUCCGACGCAAGCCUGACCCUAGGGGAUGUCACCUCGCUCAACCUGACCAUGCUGGAGGGUGGCGUCUCCUUCAACGUGGUGCCCUCUGAGAUGGUGGCUGGCUUCGACAUCCGCAUACCACCCACCGUGGACCUGAAGGCCUUUGAGGAGCAGGUGGCCGCGUGGUGCCGUGGUGCCGGGGAUGGUGUCACCUAUGAGUUCCAUCAGAAAUGCAUGGACCAACACAUCACCUCCACCGACGAGUCAGACCCAUGGUGGAAAGCCUUCAGUGGGGUCUGCAGGGACAUGAAGCUGCAGCUCAAACUUGAGAUCUUCCCAGCUGCCACUGACAGCCGCUACAUCCGAGCAGCAGGACACCCUGCUAUUGGCUUCUCACCCAUGAACUGCACCCCGGUGCUGCUUCAUGACCACAAUGAGUUCCUCAAUGAGCAAGUCUUCCUGCGGGGCAUCGAUAUCUAUGCCCGCCUCCUGCCGGCCCUGGCAUCGGUGCCCCCGCUGCCUGCCGAGGGCUGA
Messenger RNA from Merops nubicus (carmine bee-eater), 1272 nucleotides. It is a transcript of the gene ACY1, whose product is annotated as aminoacylase 1. Gene Ontology annotation, cellular component: cytoplasm. The transcript is spliced from 14 exons. Gene Ontology annotation, biological process: amino acid metabolic process. Gene Ontology annotation, molecular function: aminoacylase activity. The record is from RefSeq and is a predicted model, not a curated record. Lineage: Eukaryota; Metazoa; Chordata; Aves; Coraciiformes; Meropidae. Bases 31 to 1272 code for a protein of 413 amino acids.